AUGUUCAUGCAUUUGGAGGCCUUCUAUUACAUUUUAAUUUUGAUGGCUCACAUGAGAUCCUGCUGCAGUUGGUCAGUGAAUAAUUUUUUGAUGACUGGACCCAAGGCCUAUCUAAUCUACUCCAGCAGUGUUGCGGCAGGGGCCCAGAGUGGCAUUGAGGAGUGCAAGUACCAGUUUGCCUGGGAUCGCUGGAACUGCCCAGAGAGGGCAUUGCAGUUAUCCACCCACAGCAGUCUGCGCAGCGCAAACCGUGAGACAGCUUUUGUCCAUGCUAUUAGUUCAGCUGGAGUCAUGUAUACCCUCACCAGGAACUGUAGUCUUGGGGACUUUGACAAUUGUGGCUGUGACGAUACCAGAAAUGGACAGCGAGGAGGCCAUGGCUGGCUAUGGGGAGGUUGCAGUGAUAAUUUGGGCUUCGGUGAGGCAAUCUCCAAACAGUUUGUUGACGCACUAGAGACUGGCCAGGAUGCACGGGCAGCCAUGAACUUGCACAACAACGAGGCUGGGCGCAAGGCUGUGAAAGGGACCAUGCAGCGUACGUGUAAAUGUCACGGUGUCUCAGGGAGCUGCACCACUCAGACCUGCUGGCUGCAGCUGCCAGAGUUCAGGGAGGUGGGCAACUACCUGAAGGAGAAGUACCACCGGGCCUUCAAGGUGGACCUCCUCAGGGGGGCCGGGAACAGCGCAGCCAGCCGGGGGGCCAUUGCUGAGACCUUCAGCUCCAUUUCCCGCAAGGAGCUGGUCCACCUGGAGGACUCUCCUGACUACUGCCUGGAGAACCGCACCCUGGGCCUGCCAGGCACAGAGGGGCGUGAGUGUCUGAAGAAGGGCAAGAGCCUGAGCAAGUGGGAGAAGCGCAGCUGCAAGAGGCUGUGUGGGGAGUGUGGUCUGGCCGUAGAGGAGCGCAAAGCAGAGAUGGUUUCGAGCUGUAACUGUAAGUUCCACUGGUGUUGCGCGGUGAAGUGUGAGCAGUGCCGGAAGACAGUGACCAAAUAUUUCUGCGUGAAGAAGGGGGGCCAAAGGGGCAAGAAUGAGAGCGCCGGCAGUCGCAGGAAGAACCUUCGGCUGAGAAAGAAGCACUGA
Messenger RNA from Hypomesus transpacificus, 1083 nucleotides. It is a transcript of the gene wnt8b, whose product is annotated as wingless-type MMTV integration site family, member 8b. The coding region runs from base 1 to 1083 and encodes 360 amino acids. Gene Ontology annotation, molecular function: frizzled binding; cytokine activity. The record is from RefSeq and is a predicted model, not a curated record. The transcript has 6 exons. Gene Ontology annotation, biological process: neuron differentiation; multicellular organism development; canonical Wnt signaling pathway. Lineage: Eukaryota; Metazoa; Chordata; Actinopteri; Osmeriformes; Osmeridae. Gene Ontology annotation, cellular component: extracellular region.